This is a messenger RNA of Poecile atricapillus (Black-capped chickadee), 981 nucleotides long. RefSeq names its product protein shisa-like-1. The transcript is spliced from 5 exons. The coding region runs from base 209 to 793 and encodes 194 amino acids. The record is from RefSeq and is a predicted model, not a curated record. NCBI's taxonomy places the organism in Eukaryota, Metazoa, Chordata, Aves, Passeriformes, Paridae.
CCUAUGCAUCGGUGCCUCCUCCCCCCGCUCGCCGGCUGAACCACUGUGCUCUGCUCUCCGAGGUCGGAGGUGCCGCCGCUGCCGUCCCCGGGCACAAGCCGGAGCCGCACUCUCCUUCGUGGAUUCGCCGUGCGACUGUCAGGAAAAGUGGCUGUGUGCGGGCAGCGACUUAGCGCAAGGUAAUUCUCUAAUGGACCAAUGAAAGCCAAUGAUGACAAGUUGUGGUCAACAGUCCUUGAAUGUGCUGAUGGUUCUGCUCUCAUUACUCUUGUCAGCAGUGUUGUCUGCACAUUUUCGGGUCUGCGAGCCAUACACGGACUACAAAGGUCGCUACCACUUUGGUUUUCACUGCCCCCGUCUUUCUGACAAUAAAUCUUACAUCUUUUGCUGUCACCAUAACAACACAGUGUUUAAAUAUUGCUGCAAUGAGACAGAAUUUCAGACUGUUAUGCAGAUGAACUUAACAGGGAAUGCAGAUGGAUAUAUGCAUAACAACUACAGUGCACUGUUAGGAGUGUGGAUCUAUGGCUUUUUUGUGGUGAUCUUACUGAUACUGGACCUUUUAUAUUACUCUUCAAUGAACUAUGAUAUUUGCAAAUUCUACCUGGCCCGCUGGGGAAUCCAGGGAAAGUGGAUGACACAGGGACAGAGCCGAUGGAUUAACCCUGCUCAGGACCCAAGACAGACACAGCCUCAAACUCAGCCCCAGCCUCAAACAUCGCAGACAGUACACACUUUAAAAGGAGAUGCUUUAAGCCCACCCCUGGUAUCUUUUCAGAGUACAUCUGCCUGAAAAUUAUAUUGAUGUGCCUCAAGAUGGGAGAGGUAAGACCAGACUUCAAGGAGCAGCUUUCAAGGAAACCAACUAAAUUGCAAGAGCUGAAAAAAUUAUGGAUAAGCAGGAAAGACUACAAAGAGGAAGAUUGAGCAAGUCACCUGAAGACAGACACCAUUCAAACAACUUCUACAGGCAAAUUAUAU